Messenger RNA from Lobosporangium transversale, 3318 nucleotides. RefSeq lists its product as hypothetical. The record is from RefSeq and is a predicted model, not a curated record. Lineage: Eukaryota; Fungi; Mortierellomycota; Mortierellomycetes; Mortierellales; Mortierellaceae. The transcript is spliced from 7 exons. Bases 131 to 3190 code for a protein of 1019 amino acids.
UAAAAAGAUCAUUCCAUAUCCAUUAAUCCAUCCAUUCGACAUUCAACAAAUACAUUUUGUUACAUUGGUGGGAGCAAAAUUGGGCAAAAUUCUGCGGAAAGUUCAAUCACAGGAGUAGGGCUUCGUCAUCAUGAGCACCUCCAGCGACGGACAUCGGACGGUGCGAUCGGAUGACCACCAUGUACUCCGACAGAAAUACAAAUCCGUCAAGUACAAGCUGAGUCAAAUGGAGGAACAGCUCGACGAUGUUCACGAUGAGCGUAAUCACCUUCAGGAAAUAAACGAUGAGCUUCAUUCUCGUCUUUCUAGUAAAGAGAAGGAGCUAGUGCAUACACGUAACUUACUGGAGAGCAAUCGGAAUCAUGGAAUGAAAAUGGGUGAGGAUGGCAAGGAAAACACACAGGCGUUUGGGGAUUUCAAAAAAAUCCUUUGUUUCAUAGAGGAUUCUCUCAGCUUUAUUCCCCCAGUACCCGAGCAUGAGAAUCAGCUUUUAGGGCGAAUUGCCACAAUCAUGACACAUUUACGGAGUAAGGAAGAACAAAUAGUCAACCUCACGAGGGCUAAUCAACAGUUAACACAACAGAUCGAGAGAAGAGCUGAGGACAAUGGUGCACAGCCAGACAAGCCACCGCGGGAAAAAGUGGAGGCAGUCCUCACGCGAGUCAUGCAACAGCAUGAAAUUACAGUCGCCAAACUACAGUCUGAACUAGAAUCCGCUAAAAAACAACUUGAACUUACGAGAAACAUUGAUCCACGCAAUACACGGGAAACCCUUGAGGCUAACCUGAGCGACGCACGGACACAGAUCCAGGAUUUGCAAGGAGCACUCGCACGAGCGGAGCGCGGCAAGAGCGCGGCUAUGGCAAGUAAGGAUCAAAAGGCCCUUGAGGUGCAAAGACUGCAAAGGGAGGUCGAUGAUAUGCGGAAGAACACCAAGGCGAAGCAAUAUCAGAUCGAAAAACUGUUAAAGGAAUUGGCUGAGAUGAAGGAUCUCUAUAACAAUGCCAAAACUCGAUCGCUAGUUGAGGACAUCGACAAAAUCCAAAAGUUAACAGCGAGAUUAAAGGACGCGGAGAGCCAGAUAUACAAGGCUAAAAAGGCAGCCUUGGAAAAGCAAGAAGAACUUUCAUCACUCCAGUCAAAGUAUGAAAAGCUACAAGAUGAGAAGAACGGAUACCUGAAAAAGCAAGGAUUGCUACAGGAGGAGCUUGCGGCUAAGGAUCUGGAAUUAGCAAAUGCUCGUUCGACUUCAGCAGGGUUUGAUUCUUCUGUAAGGUCUGCAGAACGGGAACGCGAUGCUGCUGUGAAACAAGCUUUGCGAGAAGCGGCUGAUUGGAGUGCAAAACUGCAGUCGUCACAAUACACCAUCUCUAGUCUAACUAGUGAACGCGACUUUUUGAUGAGCGCACUAGCGAUGGCGGAAGAGCAACUUGCAGAACAAGCGUCACAAAAACAACAAGAGUCAAGUCAAUCUCAACAAAAGGACAACCUUGUGGCUUCGCUUCAAUUUAAACUCGAAUCUGCAGAAGGAAAGAUCCAGGCGCUACUGGAGCGUCAAUCGGCUGAUCGUCAACUUUUGGACGAUCAUCAACAAAAGAUUCGUUUCCACGAACAAAGGAUCGCAGCAUUACAAGUAAAAGCGGAGGAAGCUAAUAUCGCAAAGAGGAGAAGAUCAGGUGAGCUUGGACAAUUCUAUCAGAUUUUGGAUGCAAUCAAUGAGAAUUCAGAAAACAUUACAGCAGUACCGACGACUCGAAGUCUUGAUGACGAUCUUAAGAGAACUCAGGUUAAAGCUGAGGACGGAAGUGGAAUACCAAGUGGGCCUCCUGAUUCCAAGGCAUGGCAUCAGGCGUCAGUGCAGAUACAACAAAUGAUAGGGAGCGGGCUAGAAGAAAAAAAGUUGGAAAAAAAUGUACUUAUUGAUCAGAUGCGUCAACAAGAAUCCAAGAUUGUUGAUUUAGAGAAGAAACUUGAAGAAGAGAAGGAAGCGCAGGCGAGAGUACCAGAAAUGGGCGCAACGUUGACCAUUGAGGAAGAGGAGGAGCUGAGAUCAGACUUAAUUCGCGCACUAAACAGGAUUGAUGCAUUGGAAGAACAGCUAGCGUCACUCGAAGAGGACUUCUCGAAGAUGACCCAAGUCCACAGCAAUGUGUGCACUGAUUAUGAAGAGAAGAAACAGACGAUUUCGACAUUGAUGCAUGAUGUGACGUGCAAGGAAGGGAAGAUUGCCACGCUUGAGAGAGAUCUUAUGCGUCGAAAGCAGGAUUUGGCAGUCAAGACAGCAGAGUUGGUUGAUUGCAGGACUAAGCUGCAGGAGCAAGAGUUACGCGCUAAUUUGCUAGAGGAAGAGGGCAAGAGCCUCCGAAAUCGGGUAGCAGAACUUGAAAAGAUCAAGGCAGAGCAAUUGGAACAGCUGGAUGGGCGUGAGAGGGCUCUAAAGCGUUUAGAAGAAGCUCGCAAGUUAUACGGACAGGUGGACAAGUCGACUAUUGAUCGAUUGAAAGAAGAAAAGGCGGCCAAUGAGAAGCUAGUACUAGCAGAGCUGAAGAGACUAAAAGUACAGCACGAGGAAGAAUUACAAAAGACUGUGACCGAGUGUUCGGAGAGCCUUACACUCGCACAGACGAGCCAUGACCGUAUCAUGGAGUCAUGGCAGAGUGAGGUAGCUGAUGUCCAGCGCCAGCUACGCGAGCAACAGGCCCAUGUAGAGGAGCUGGAGCAGGAAGUAGUCAGAAUGGCUCAGGAGAUAGAUGAGCGGAAUGUAGUGAUCACGGGCUACAUGGCCUUGGUGACGGACAAAGAUGACCAGAACAUGCUUCAAGAAGGGUCCGAACUGUUCCAGAGUCUCCUUAAGCAGUACCAGAAUGUCAUGCAACAAAAACAAGCGCUCGCUGCAGCCAUGCAGGAUCAACAUAGCAUUAUGGAACGAUAUAAUGCAAACAUGGAGGACCUUGCGAACCGCGGUCAGAUGUAUCUGCGCCAAGGUCAAGAACGUGAGCUAGAACUAGCAUCUGAAAAGAAGGCACGGCUCAAGGAGCAACAGGAGUACAAACAGCAGCUUGCAGCAAAAGAUGCAGCCAUCGAAGCAUUAGGGCAAGAGUUGAAGGAAAAGACAAAUGCUUCGUCGCAAAAGGAAGUAUCACACAGGAAUAGGAGCACAUCACCUUUGGCCCAAGCUAAUGACUUUUAACUUGCUUUCUUUUUUAUCUUCACUAUAAUCAUCAUGGCCAUCAUUAUGGUCUUUUCUUUUCAUAUUGUAUUUCUAUGCUUCUGAAUCAAUCUUUUCGCUUUCUAUUUUCUAUGCGCUACCAAAUGUAC